Saccharomyces paradoxus is the source of this 3294-nucleotide messenger RNA. It is a transcript of the gene POL3, whose product is annotated as DNA-directed DNA polymerase delta POL3. The record is from RefSeq and is a predicted model, not a curated record. Gene Ontology annotation, cellular component: delta DNA polymerase complex. Gene Ontology annotation, molecular function: nucleotide binding; 3'-5'-DNA exonuclease activity; DNA-directed DNA polymerase activity. The transcript has a single exon. The coding region runs from base 1 to 3294 and encodes 1097 amino acids. NCBI's taxonomy places the organism in Eukaryota, Fungi, Ascomycota, Saccharomycetes, Saccharomycetales, Saccharomycetaceae. Gene Ontology annotation, biological process: DNA replication proofreading; nucleotide-excision repair, DNA gap filling; base-excision repair, gap-filling.
AUGAGUGAAAAAAGAUCUCUUCCCAUGGUUGAUGUGAAGAUCGAUGAUGAAGAUACUCCCCAAUUAGAAAAGAAGAUCAAGCGACAAUCAAUAGAUCACGGUGUUGGAAGUGAACCUGUUUCAACGAUAGAAAUUAUUCCUAGUGAUUCUUUUCGAAAGUAUAAUAGUCAAGGCUUCAAAGCAAAGGAUACAGAUUUAAUGGGUACGCAGUUAGAGUCUACUUUUGAACGAGAGCUAUCGCAAAUGGAACAUGAUAUUGCCGAUCAAGAGGAGCACGACCUGUCAUCAUUCGAACGUAAAAAGCUUCCAGCCGAUUUUGAUCCAAAUGUGUAUGAUAUUUCUUUCCAACAGAUUGAUGCUGAACAGAGCGUCCUGAAUGGUAUGAAAGAUGAAAAUACAUCCACCGUGGUAAGGUUUUUUGGUGUCACCAGCGAAGGCCACUCUGUACUUUGUAAUGUUACAGGAUUUAAAAACUAUCUGUACAUCCCUGCGCCCAAUUCUUCCGAUGCUGACGAUCAAGAGCAGAUUAAUAAGUUUGUUCACUACUUAAACGAGACAUUUGAUCAUUCCGUGGAUUCGAUUGAAGUUGUAUCUAAACAGUCUAUUUGGGGUUAUUCCGGAGAUAACAGAUUACCGUUUUGGAAAGUUUAUGUCACCUAUCCGCACAUGGUUAACAAAUUACGUACCGCAUUUGAGAGAGGCCACCUUUCUUUCAACUCUUGGUUCUCUAACGGUACGACAACUUAUGAUAAUAUCGCCUAUACUUUGAGGUUAAUGGUAGACUGUGGAAUCGUUGGUAUGUCCUGGAUAACAUUGCCAAAAGGAAAAUAUGCGAUGAUUGAACCAAAUAACAGAGUUUCCUCUUGUCAGUUGGAAGUUUCAAUCAAUUAUCGUAACCUAGUAGCGCACCCUGCUGAAGGCGAUUGGUCUCAUACGGCCCCAUUGCGUAUAAUGUCUUUUGAUAUCGAGUGUGCUGGUAGGAUUGGUGUUUUUCCGGAACCUGAAUAUGAUCCUGUCAUCCAAAUUGCCAACGUCGUAAGUAUUGCUGGCGCUAAGAAACCAUUCAUUCGUAAUGUUUUUACUCUAAAUACAUGCUCACCCAUAACAGGUUCAAUGAUUUUUUCGCAUGCCACAGAAGAGGAAAUGUUGAGCAAUUGGCGUAAUUUCAUCAUUAAAGCUGAUCCUGACGUUAUUAUCGGUUACAAUACCACAAAUUUCGAUAUACCCUACCUUUUAAACCGUGCAAAGGCGCUGAAGGUGAAUGAUUUCCCAUAUUUUGGGAGGCUGAAAAACGUUAAACAAGAAAUUAAAGAGUCUGUAUUCUCUUCGAAAGCUUAUGGUACCAGGGAAACCAAAAAUGUCAAUAUUGAUGGCCGAUUACAGUUGGAUCUUUUGCAAUUUAUCCAACGUGAGUACAAACUAAGAUCGUACACGUUGAAUGCAGUCUCGGCGCACUUUUUAGGUGAACAGAAGGAGGAUGUCCAUUACAGUAUCAUUUCUGAUCUACAAAACGGCGAUAGUGAAACAAGAAGAAGGUUGGCUGUCUACUGUUUGAAAGACGCUUAUUUACCUCUAAGACUCAUGGAAAAAUUAAUGGCCCUAGUUAAUUAUACUGAAAUGGCUCGUGUUACAGGUGUGCCGUUUUCAUAUUUACUAGCUCGUGGGCAGCAAAUCAAAGUUGUUUCCCAACUAUUUCGAAAAUGUUUGGAGAUUGAUACCGUGAUACCUAACAUGCAAUCUCAGGCCUCUGAUGAUCAAUAUGAAGGUGCCACUGUUAUUGAGCCUAUUCGUGGAUAUUAUGAUGUACCGAUUGCAACGUUAGAUUUCAAUUCUUUAUAUCCGAGUAUUAUGAUGGCGCACAACCUGUGUUAUACAACACUUUGUAAUAAAGCGACUGUAGAGAGGUUGAGUUUUAAAAUUGAUGAAGACUACGUCAUUACACCGAAUGGAGAUUAUUUUGUUACUGCAAAAAGGAGGCGUGGUAUAUUGCCAAUUAUUCUGGAUGAGUUGAUCAGCGCUAGAAAACGCGCUAAAAAAGACCUACGAGAUGAGAAGGAUCCAUUCAAAAGGGAUGUUUUAAAUGGUAGGCAGUUGGCUUUGAAGAUUUCAGCUAAUUCGGUCUACGGUUUUACGGGGGCUACGGUCGGUAAAUUGCCAUGUUUGGCCAUUUCUUCAUCUGUUACGGCUUAUGGUCGUACCAUGAUCCUAAAAACUAAAAACGCAGUUCAAGAAAAAUAUUGUAUCAAGAAUGGUUAUAAGCACGAUGCUGUUGUGGUCUACGGUGAUACUGAUUCUGUUAUGGUGAAGUUUGGUACAACAGAUCUAAAGGAAGCUAUGGAUCUUGGUACAGAAGCUGCCAAAUACGUUUCUACUUUAUUUAAGCACCCGAUUAACUUAGAAUUUGAAAAAGCAUACUUCCCGUACCUAUUGAUUAAUAAAAAACGUUAUGCAGGUUUGUUUUGGACUAAUCCUGACAAGUUUGAUAAGUUGGACCAAAAGGGCCUUGCUUCUGUUCGCCGUGAUUCAUGUUCCUUGGUUUCUAUUGUUAUGAACAAAGUUUUAAAGAAGAUUUUAAUUGAAAGAAAUGUAGAUGGUGCUUUGGCUUUUGUGAGAGAGACUAUAAAUGACAUUCUGCAUAAUAGAGUGGAUAUUUCUAAGUUAAUUAUAUCAAAGACAUUGGCACCAAAUUACACAAAUCCACAACCACACGCCGUUUUAGCCGAACGUAUGAAGAGGAGAGAGGGUGUCGGUCCAAAUGUUGGUGAUCGUGUGGACUAUGUCAUUAUAGGUGGGAAUGAUAAGCUUUACAAUAGAGCAGAAGAUCCAUUAUUUGUAUUAGAAAACAAUAUUCAAGUGGAUUCGCGCUAUUAUCUAACUAAUCAAUUACAAAAUCCAAUCAUUAGUAUUGUUGCACCUAUUAUUGGCGACAAACAGGCAAACGGUAUGUUCGUUGUGAAAUCCAUUAAAAUUAACACCGGCUCUCAAAAGGGGGGCUUGAUGAGUUUCAUCAAAAAAGUGGAAGCUUGUAAAAGUUGUAAAGGUCCAUUGAGGAAAGGUGAAGGUCCUCUUUGUUCAAACUGUUUAGCAAGGUCUGGGGAAUUAUACAUCAAAGCAUUAUACGAUGUCAGAGACUUGGAGGAAAAAUACUCAAGACUAUGGACACAAUGUCAAAGGUGCGCAGGUAACUUGCAUAGUGAAGUUUUGUGCUCAAAUAAAAAUUGUGACAUUUUUUAUAUGCGUGUUAAGGUUAAGAAAGAGCUGCAAGAGAAAGUAGAGCAAUUAAGCAAAUGGUAA